AUGGGUGAAAAAAAUAAAAUAUUAUCUCGCCCCAUUUUCCGCCGAGAUGUCAGCUGGGAUCCUUUCCCGGACUGGACGCAGCCGAGCCGCAUCUUUGCGCAGGAUUUUGGCCUCCCUCCUUUCCUGGAGCCUAGUGAUCUGGACUGGAUAGACUGGGCGAAGAAGAGACUGGCAACAUUCUCCUGGCCAGGGUACACACAAAUACCCCUUCUGCCCCCAUUCAGAGCUCAGCACCCUGCGGCGUUGAACCAAAAGGACCUGAGACAACUGACAAGUGGAGUGUCAGAGAUCCGAACAGGGCAGGACAGCUGGAAGAUUAACCUGGAUGUCAAUCACUUCUCGCCUGAGGAGAUUACAAUCACAACAAAGGAGGGCUACCUGCAAAUAUCAGGAAAGCAUGAAGAGAGGCAAGAUGAGCAUGGAUUGGUUUCAAGAUGCUUCACUCGGAAAUAUAAGUUGCUGCAGGGGGUGGACUUGAAGCACAUCAGUUCAUCGUUGUCUGGCGACGGAGUCCUGUCUGUAGAGGCUCCUGCUCCUGGGACAUCCAUUGGCCACCUGGCCAAUGAACUUGUCAUACCUGUUCAGAUCAGACAGAGGGAGGAUGGUGAAAAGUGAAACCAGUGAGCAGAACCUGAAACUGUUCUCAGACGUAGCCCAAGUUGUGCGUAGCAACCUUAGUAGCACUGACAUGAAGAAGAAAAAACAGUUUGCUAAAGCUUACUAAAAGGGAUUUACUGUAACAAAAAGCUUGUUUACCUGACAUGAGAUACUGUCUGCAUUACCUGUAAUGCAGUAUCACCACUGCAGUAACCAUGUCACAGUUACUUUUUGUCUUAAAAUGAAAUGCAAAUUCAUCAAAGCAAAACAGAACAUACGUUGAAAAUGAGGAAUAACUUUUGCAUGGCCUGGCAUUUCAAAUACAACAUGGUUAGUAGUUUUUCAUGCACUUCUAAUGUCAUCAUUUCUUCUCUAUAAUAGGGCACUAAAAUUAAUUGGGUUGAGUUUUAUUUUGCUUUUGAGGCAGAGAAACACUGGAAAAGCCACAGUACAGAUUCAUUUUGUGCA
This is a messenger RNA of Xiphias gladius (swordfish), 1065 nucleotides long. Its product is annotated as heat shock protein beta-1-like. Lineage: Eukaryota; Metazoa; Chordata; Actinopteri; Istiophoriformes; Xiphiidae. The coding region runs from base 1 to 615 and encodes 204 amino acids. The transcript is spliced from 3 exons. Gene Ontology annotation, biological process: response to heat; protein refolding. Gene Ontology annotation, molecular function: protein folding chaperone. The record is from RefSeq and is a predicted model, not a curated record.